Molecule: messenger RNA, 4031 nt
Organism: Scatophagus argus
Lineage: Eukaryota; Metazoa; Chordata; Actinopteri; Scatophagidae
Product: lysosome membrane protein 2-like
Exons: 13
Coding region: 286-1848 (520 amino acids)
Biological process (GO): protein targeting to lysosome; receptor-mediated endocytosis
Cellular component (GO): membrane; cytoplasm; lysosome
Molecular function (GO): scavenger receptor activity
Source: RefSeq, a predicted model, not a curated record
UCUUGCAGGCGCGACUUUGGGACUGAAUCUCGUGGUCGCGUCGUUGGUAACCACAAGUGAACAGACUCCAAGCAGCAACUUGGAGACUCGAGAGCACAAACUAAACAUCUCCGCUACUACUCAGCUGCCCCUGGAGACACUUGUGCCCAACUUCUCGACGAAAACAAAGGAAAGCGGAAAGCAGCGUGAGGAGGUGGAGGAGGUGCAAGGCUACAGCUCAUUACUCUCCAUUCAAUCUCAAGGAGUUUUCCGCGCCGCUUUUCUGGGUUGCGAGCGGCUGCAAACAUGACACGAAGAUCCUGCGCGAUUCCGGCGGUCGGGAUCAUCUCGGCUCUCCUGCUGGUCUCUGGCUUCGGCUUAAUUGUGUCUCAUGUGUUCCGCACGUUUAUGCACAACCGCCUCAAAAAGGAGAUUGUUUUGGUGGAGGGCAGCCGUGUGUUCGAGUCAUGGAAAACCCCUCCCCCUCCUGUCUACAUGGAGUUUUUCUUCUUCAAUGUGACCAAUGUGGAUAAUUUCCUUGAAGGGGCCAAGCCAGUGGUCAAGCAGGUCGGACCCUACACCUACAGAGAGUACAGGUAUAAAGACAAUGUCAGCAUGGUGGAAAAUGGCACGAAGGUGUCCGCAUACAACACCAAAAGCUUUGUGUUCCUGAGAGAGAGGUCUGUGGGUGACCCAGCUGUGGAUAACAUCACCACCGUCAACAUCCCUGCUUGGGCUGUAAUGACCAAGGUGAAAGGGAGUUUCUGGAAGUCCAACUUGGUGUCCAUCUGGAUGAACUCUUUCGGGAGCGGUCUCUUCACAACUCGCACUGUGGAUGAGUUGCUGUGGGGCUACGAGGAUCCCUUGCUGGCCCGCGUCUCUUCUUCCAGUCCUGAGGUGGAAAAGAUCUUUGGCCUCAUGUACAAGAAAAAUGGAAGUAACACCGGGGAAUUUGUCUACCACACUGGGCAGCAGAACUACAUGGAUUAUGGCCUCGUUGAAACAUGGCAAGGCCAAAGCAAGCUGACCUUCUGGACAUCUGACCAAAGCAACAGCAUCAAUGGAUCAGAUGGCAGCGCUUUCCAUCCUCUGCUGAACAAGGAUGAACGCAUUUACAUCUUCACUCCAGACCUCUGCAGGUCGAUCUACGUGGAGUUUGAGAAGGAUGUGGAGGUGAAAGGAAUCCCAGCCUACCGCUUCACACCACCACGUUCUGUGUUGGCCAGCAAAGAGGAGAACCCUGCCAAUGAGGGCUUCUGCGUCAGCCCACAAGAGUGCCUGGGAACCGGCCUUCUGAAAGUCAGUCCCUGUCGGAAAGGUGCUCCAGUGGUCGCCUCUUUUCCUCAUUUUCACCUGGCAGAGGAUAAAUAUGUGGCCGCCAUUGAAGGAAUUAACCCUCAAUGGGAGCAUCACCAAACGUUCCUCGACCUCAACCCGACCACUGGAGUGAUUGUGCGUGCUAACAAGAGAGCACAGGUGAACGUUUUGCUCAGCAGGAUCUUAGGAUUCCCGAAAACCAGAGGCCUGAACGAGACGGUCUUUCCCGUCAUGUUCCUCAAUGAGAGUGUGGUGAUUGACGAUGCGUCUGCGGCGAGAGUACAGAAGCUGCUGCUGAUUGUCACGCUGGUGUCCAACUUCCCGCUCAUCAUUGUGGCACUGGGUGGCAUUUUGCUGGUGGUCUUCAUCAUCCUUCUGAUCAGGGCCCGCAAAGACAAGAAUGAAGUUAAGCGCACUGCAUUUACCAAGCCUCUUUAUGCUACGUCUACUGAGGACGACACUUCUUACUCUCCUGUCAGUGACAAGGAAAAGGAAGACAACCAAAAUGGAACUUAUAUUGGUUUAACUCCUAAAGCUGACGCACAAGCUUGAGGAGGGAGCCUUAGAAGGGGGCAUGUAUAUCGACAACCCUCAGAAUUAAACAUGGGGAUUUGGGUUUUCAGGAGAGGGAAAAAAAAUUGCUGCAGAAAAUUGUCAGUAUUGCCUUUGUAAUUUGAAAUUGGGGGGGGGUGUAGAGGAGGGGAACAUAUUUUUAAUCCUAAACAUAAUGUUCUGGAUGUACUUAAUUUUAAGUAUAGAAAGCUACCUAAAGUCCAGGUCGAGCACACUGUAUUCGACAUUGAUUUGAAACCGCUGUGCAUCAAGGGCUCCUUUUUUUUUUGUUGCUGAAUCAGUUGCUGAUCAUCUAAACUCUAAUGAACAGAGAGGAGAUCGCACUUCCAAAACAAACAAGCCUUUAAACUUCAGGUGUGAGUUAAAUUAGAUUUCCAGUGUUGUGGCCUCACCUCAUUCUCUGUUUGCCUGGUUUAGAUCGGGUUUUCAGAUUUUAGCACUCGAGUGCUAUCUAACAGGGCACAGGGAGUGAUGGGACCGGGUCAAUGAAGUCCACAAACUGUGAGUUUUGUUUUUUUUUUUUUAAUAUCAUAUAUCACUCUCAGGGUGUCUUCUGCUCAAACAAUAUUAAGAAGCAGAAGAAGAGAGAAACAAAACAGCAAACAAUCUCUUUGUGGAGAAAUUCAUUAUUUCUGUCAUUUUCAUUUCAUCCUAAACUAAAUGUUACAAAACAUUUACACGGCCAAUUAUUAUUUUCUGCUUGUGCACUGUAGUGUUAUCACCUAAAAACAUUCAGAGUAUGGCAUAGCUUUGUAUAUAUACAGUGGAAGAAGUGUUGGGCUGCUUACAUUCCUCAGUGUAAGAUAGGAAUGAAUAUCAGACAAAACGCUGUAUAUUUUGGAUACUUUAAUUUUUUUGUAAAAUAAGAAGUCCUUCUGAUUUUUUUUUUUGUAAAUGUUAAUGUAGAAAUGUUUGAAUGAAGAACAUCUUAAACUAGAGCUUCACAAGUAUCUUCUGGUGCCAUAAUGAGCGACACAUUGAUCAACCAUCGAAAUGAUUCGUACACUACUGAAUUUAGGUCUUGUCUGUAUUUUUGCCCUGUUUAAGUGUUUGUACUAUCUAACAUGGCCGUAUGAAAAAUCUAAUUAAUCUUGUUAUCAUUUGAAAAGAUGCUUUUUUGAUGCUGUUGUUGAAGGCCUUAGCAUUGUUGGUGCUGUGUAUGACACCCAGCGAAACCUUUGUUCAGUGUUUGUGAUUUUGAUUUCGUGUCAGGCGUCAGCGAUUGCAACUCGGACGUCAUGAGGGUUUAAUAUGAAGAAACACUGCAGUUGUGCCGUUAAAAGAAUCAGUGUUACUGAAUUAAUUUAGCCUUUCAUAGUUUUCAUAUAUUUAAUGAAAAGAAAAUAUGUUGUACCAACAGAGCUACUCUAUCUUUCAGAUACCAAACAACUCACAACUGACUUUUGUUUAAGUUUUGUUUUUUGUUUUCUUUUGGGUUUUUUUUUUUUUAAUCAGCUGGCAGGGUCAAAGCGCACUUUGAAAACGCUCUGCUUGAGUGAUGUAUUGUUCAACAAGGCUACAGCUUUCUCGGUAAAGACUGGUGAAGAUUUUAGAAGUCAGGUGCCAUUUAGUGUAAUACAUCAUUUCUACAGAAUUACUUCAUAUGAACUGUGAGGAACCCAGCUGCAAUUACUGCAAUUAUUUUUAAUUACCACACUUUAAGGGUUAAUGAGUUGCUCCUUAUCAGCUUGUCAUUACAUGCACUCAAAUAAUCAACAAUGACUAUAUCUGACAAUAGUGGAGAAGCUCUAACAUGUUUCAUCUAGAGAUUUUUGAUUUUGUUAUCUGUGAUUGAUGUGUACUGCGAUUUAAAUAUGUACAAUGAGAAGACUGAAUCAAAAUAGAAGAAAUUUGUCGAUAAUCGUACGUAACUGUCACCAUAUAUUCAUCAGAGCGGGAAUGAAUGGUUUAGUCAAUCUUUUCUUAUGCAAAAAACACAGUAUUACACAACAUUAGUGUUGUGGUUAUAGAGGCUAAAUUGCUGAAAUUGGUCAAACCAAAACACAAAGAGCUUCUUAUGAACUGUGAACUGAGCUGCAGAUUAUAUUUACUGACAUUGUUACAGCUAUACCACGUAUUCUUCUAAUUGUCAGCUUGUUUUGAAAUGUUGACUGUUAGGACUGUUUUUAUUGUGUACACAAAAAUAAAAGUAGUUUCAAUAA